GGAGCCAUAUGGGUUGUAUAGUUACUCGCAACCGCAGUUUCAUCGUGUAUAAAUACACCCGUCUCGGCGCCCAAUAAAGUACGUUAUUUAUACAAGAAAGUUUAUUUUUAAUUGAGACAAAAGAGCUUCAUAGGACAACUUUUCUAGGGCGCAUGCAUGCACCUUUCGGAUGAGUAAAAGGUAUGGUGGGGCUGGAUGGAAUUAUAUUCAGGGUUGGUCAGGAUGUUUCGAAAACUUCUCGGUCGGCGACUUCGAAUCAGGAAAUCGACCAUUAAUUCUUAAGGGCACAAGCACAAUGCAUGUAAUGCGUCAGCGGAGGAACGUAGGCGAAAGAUGUCCUAAACCUUUGCAGCUGAAUUGAUCGGUCAGCCUCGGUCAGCCUGCUGCUGGGCCGCCGUCUCCACAUAGCUGCUUGGCGGGCUGGCCUACCCAACACCUUGCAGGCGCUACUUGUUACCGUCGCCACGGGAAUCGUUUGUUGUGGGUGCACCUUAACCACCUGAACCACUUACACACCUUCCCCACCACAUCUUUAACAGCAGGGAAGUGUUAAUUGAUCGAAGAUCUUCUAGGCCGGGGGUAGUCCUUUCCAUCCCUUUCGAGCUCCUUCCUCGACACCGGCCCUUUGCAGUGCAAAUAACAGAACAUAGCCUAUGUGCCCUUCGAGUGCGAAUAUCUGCUGAGGAGGAAGCACAAGCAGACGAAUUCGUCGUGAAGCAGCUAUUUUCGUUCCUAAAACCUGCUUAAAUAGUACACACGGCAUGGAUGUUGCGCGGCGCAUCAUAAGAAAGACUAUGCUGAAACAAGUUUCAGAAAUCGUUGCGUGUAGUCGUUACAGCUCCAAACCACCAAACACUACUAACAAUGAAGCUCCAGCUAUACAGCAAAGAAGCACUUCUGUUCCCCAUGAAGGCCACAAAGAGCGUAUUCCAAGAAUAGGAGAUGAUGGUUUUGCUGUGACUUUAAUGGGUGCUGUGAAACCCAAAGAUGAUCAAAUUUUCCAUGCAAUGGGUUCAUGUUAUGAACUUUGUUCAUUUAUAGGAUUAGCUCGAGAACAUGCACAUGAGAAUGGACACUCCUAUGUAGAAUACCUUAAACGAAUUCAAACAAUCCUCAUUGACAUAAGCGUAGCUAUAUCUAAUUGCAGCUAUAAUGCACCAAACACCCACAAUUCUACUCAAGUUUUACCUAUGGUCAGUCCAUCCCCAUUAAGCAUCAAAGGAACAACUUUUUCCAAGCGUCAUGUUUCAGAACUUGAAGAAUGGAUUGAAGAAUUCAGUGAAGCUUUGCCUCCUGUUGAGCAUUUUGUUAUACCUGGUGGAGGUCUAGUAUCUGCAGAGUUGCAUGUAGCUCUUUCAGUUUGUCGAAGAACAGAGAGAAAAGUUUUACCAUUGGUUCGUGAUGGUAACCUUGAUGGUGAAGUUUUAGCUUACCUUAACAGGCUGGCAGAUUUCUUAUUUGUCAUUUCACGAGUUGCAUCACAAGCAGAUGGAGCUAUUGAAUCUGUUUAUACACCAAAAUCAUCACCUAGCACACCCAACACAUCUAACGUGUCUAGUUCUUAAGAAGUCUCGUGAAGGUUACUCCUGCCAACUGAAGUAUUGUGCCUCUCUUUAGUCAAGUAAAAGGAAUAGUAAGGGAUAGAUAAUUUAAUAUCCAACUAACAAGUUCCUUUGUAGUGCCUUAGUAAGUCGAACACCAAAGCAGAAAACAUUCAAUGAAAUAUGUUUUUGUUUUUGUUUUUCAUUGAAGAAUAUUGGUUAUGGUCUCAUAAAUUUAUUGAUUAUGGUUCAGUAUUACAAUUUCAUCAGAGGGGUUAUUUCUCAAAAUGUCAUGCCAUGUGAUAUUAUUAUCUUUAAAUAAUUGUGUUUGCAAUUAUUUUUUGAAUGUUAAUAAAAAUAUAGUAGAAAUACAGUAGAUCCCUCACAAAUAGAUGAUGAAUCAUGAAGAUGUGUAUCUGAAGAGUUGCUGGUUGGCUUCUAGUCAACCAUGCAACUUACAUUUGAAUUAAAUAAUUUGACUAAAUAGGAAA
Molecule: messenger RNA, 2032 nt
Organism: Frankliniella occidentalis (western flower thrips)
Lineage: Eukaryota; Metazoa; Arthropoda; Insecta; Thysanoptera; Thripidae
Product: corrinoid adenosyltransferase MMAB
Exons: 5
Coding region: 762-1565 (267 amino acids)
Molecular function (GO): corrinoid adenosyltransferase activity
Source: RefSeq, a predicted model, not a curated record